CACCAACUUCUCCUUUUUUCCCCUGCAUCGCCCAACCUUCUCUACACACACAGUUUCUAAAGGGAAGAAAAAGGCAAACAAACAAUCUGCAGCCAUGGCUAUGUCAGCUGCCACCACCCAAUCGUUCCUCCUUAACAACAAAACCACCCGCCAUAACUACCAAACCCUCAAAUCUGCCACCCAUAUCGCCGCCUUCCCCUCCACCCAUGUCCACCCCACCACCACCCUAACCUCUACAUACAAAUCUAUGUCCAUUUCCUGCUCAGCCGCCGCCUCCACAACUACCACUCCCCUCCAAACACCCCCUACCACCUCAUCAGAUCGGGUCUUCAACUUCGCUGCCGGACCCGCCACUCUCCCGGAAAAUGUCCUCCAAAAAGCCCAAGCCGACCUCGUUAACUGGCGGGGCUCCGGCAUGUCCGUUAUGGAAAUGAGCCACCGUGGAAAAGAAUUCCUUUCCAUUAUUCAAAAAGCAGAAUCAGAUCUGAGAACCCUUCUUAAUAUCUCUGAUGAAUACGCCGUUCUUUUCCUUCAAGGUGGGGCCACCACCCAAUUCGCCGCCAUUCCUCUCAACAUCUGCUCACCGGACGACGCCGUUGAUUACAUCGUCACCGGUUCAUGGGGUGACAAGGCUUACAAAGAAGCAGCUAAAUACAGCAAACCGAAUGUCAUUUGGAGUGGUAAAUCGGAAAAAUACACCAAGAUCCCGAAUUUUGAUUCGUUGGUACAAAACCCAGAUGCCAAGUAUUUGCAUAUAUGCGCCAAUGAAACUAUUCAUGGGGUUGAAUUCAAAGAUUACCCAACACCCCUUAACGAGAAAACCAUUCUUGUUGCUGAUAUGUCCUCCAAUUUCUGUUCAAAACCAGUAGAUGUUUCUAAAUUUGGUAUCAUUUACGCUGGUGCACAGAAAAAUGUUGGUCCAUCUGGAGUUACCAUUGUGAUUAUAAGGAAAGAUUUGAUUGGAAAUGCGCAGGAAAGUACACCUGUGAUGUUGGAUUACAAGAUCCAUGCUGAGAACAAUUCGUUGUAUAACACACCCCCUUGUUAUGGUAUUUACAUGUGCGGGCUUGUGUUUGAAGAUCUGUUGGAUCAAGGUGGAUUAGUAGAGGUUGAGAAGAAGAAUCAGAAGAAAGCUCAGAUUUUGUAUGAUGCUAUUGAUUCUAGUAAUGGAUUUUACAGGUGCCCAGUUGAUAAAUCAGUGAGAUCUUUGAUGAAUGUGCCAUUUACAUUGGCUAAACCAGAACUGGAAGCUGAAUUUGUGAAGACAGCUGCUGGUGAGAAGAUGGUGCAGCUUAAGGGACAUAGGUCUGUUGGUGGAAUGAGGGCUUCAAUAUACAAUGCUAUGCCUUUGGCUGGAGUUGAAAAGUUGGUAGCUUUCAUGAAGGAGUUCCAAGCUAAGCAUGGUUAAAACUAUAUUGUUCUAUUUUAAUAUUUGCAACCCUUUAUAAUUUUCUUUAUUUGUGCCUUUGUGUUCUGUUGGUUUAUUUGAGUUGAGAGAGAGUCUGAAUGACAACACUUGAGCAUGUGUUAGUCCUAUUGAUUCUUGUGUACUUCUAGGAAGUUUUUAUUUUUAGAAAUAUGGAAACUAUUACUUAGUCCUAUUAGAAGUUCAAUGAAGAAGUAUUUUCAAUUUGGUUUUUUUGGUUU
Solanum pennellii is the source of this 1647-nucleotide messenger RNA. RefSeq names its product phosphoserine aminotransferase 2, chloroplastic-like. Gene Ontology annotation, cellular component: cytoplasm; chloroplast stroma. The record is from RefSeq and is a predicted model, not a curated record. Gene Ontology annotation, biological process: L-serine biosynthetic process. The coding region runs from base 95 to 1408 and encodes 437 amino acids. NCBI's taxonomy places the organism in Eukaryota, Viridiplantae, Streptophyta, Magnoliopsida, Solanales, Solanaceae. The transcript has a single exon. Gene Ontology annotation, molecular function: O-phospho-L-serine:2-oxoglutarate transaminase activity; pyridoxal phosphate binding.